UCCCAAACCGCAAGGAAAUUAAUUCUUCAUUACUUACAAUUAAAAUUAAAAUACGUACAACACCAUAAGACUGGUUUUCGGUCACACUCCAUAUUCUCAUAAAACAACAGUCUCAGACAAUAUUUUUAGACUAAACAGCAGAUCUUGACCAUUGCAGAAUUACAGAAAAUCAAGAACAAAAACAUAUGAUAUUCUGAAGCUAGAAUACAAAAACAAAACCCAUGGUUGACUAACCUCAGGGAGAUUGCAUUAUUCAGAGAGAAAUUAGACCCUCUCCUACAAGCAGACCAAACAUAAGAAUAAGGAGACCAAGUGUGACGCAUUGGGUGGUGGAGACAAGGGUCUGCGUGUAGGCAGACAAUGUUAUUACUGCGCCAAUCACUCCAAUGAUAAAAGACGUCCAGUUCUGAUCCAUUCGUGCUUCUUCUUUACUUCUUCUUGUUUCCUGUCUUCCGGGAAGAAGGAAUCGCAGUUUCUCUUUAUCCUCUUAGUAACCCCUGUCUGUGAAUACCAAAGGAAGCUCUGCUUUCAUCGUUUAGAUCAAUCAAAAAGUAUAAAACCCCAGAACCAGAACACCUAUCACCAGAAGUCAACGGUUCAGGGUGCUUUGAUCCCUGGAUCUCUUCAUCACCGACCAUGAGCUAAAUUCUACUGGUACACGUAUUCGUUGACGUCUUUGCUUCCGGCCCUCUGGGUCCUUAAUAGUCAUUUACUCUUUCAUAAAUCGGAAUCACAAAUUCUCAAUAAUCUGACCUGAUCGAGUCAUAGAUUGAUUAGAUUUUUCCUUUUCAUGGACGUUAAGUAGAGCCUAUGAACCUAAGAGUACAAUAGUCGCACCCGAUCACAUACGUAUACGUUCUGGAUUUGUAUUGCUGCCUAUAUAUUGUGCCGGCUCUGUAAUUCACAAUUCAUCGGUGCUAAAUCCGAGUUGAACAAGUUGAGCGGAAAAAAAAAGAAAGAGAUUUUUACAAUCGAUGAGAAUAACCCACAAGGUUUUGUUGAAUCAAUUGCAGCAGAUAUCGUCUAAACAGCACGUACGCUGGCAAAAAAUACUUUUCAAUCUUCAGGUUUGUUGUCCUAUCUCUCACCCAUUGAGAUUCUUCUGUUUUGAGAAUAGCUACUUCAGAGUAAAAUCUCCGCCUUUGAAGCUUGGACGGUCUAACCCAAGUCACAAACUUCUUUUCUAUAUUAGAGGAGAAGCUUUCUCUACAAAUCAAACAUUGUCAUGCUCUAUUGAGAAACCCACAUUGUUAUCUGGAGACGAAGCGAACAAAGCCCACCUAGAUUUACCUUUGGUUCGGCGUUCCGUUAUUGGUAGCUCUGUUAUUUCGAGGUGUUCAUAUCUUUGGGAGAAGAAAGGCGAGACAAUUGUAGAGCCUUCUCUGAAAUAUCUUCUCCUUAAGCUCUCUGAUAUAUCACCUGCAUCAAUUCGCCGUUUUUGGCGUGUUUCAAUAUUGAAACCAGAAGAUGUCCUUGAUAUAUUUUUGGGUUUCAAAUUUGAUUGUGGGGAAUCUGUAUAUGAAACCGAAAAGGUGGAACUGUUGUGGGAAUUGUUCCAGUUGGCUAAGAACCAGGGCCAGGAUUUUGAGCAUCUGCCUCGAUCCUACAAUAUCAUGGUCUCCAUGCUUAUCCAAGUGGGGUCGCUCAGUGAAGCUAAAUCCUUGCUUCAAACUGUGGAGGCUCUACCGGGCAGUCAUGAAUUUUUCAGUAAGAUAAGCGAAGGAUACGCUAGUCGCGGGGAGUUAGAGUCUUCAAUUUUGAUGUACAAUGAAAUGAGGGAUCGGGGUAUAAUUCCUUCAUUGUCAUGUUAUCAGGCUCUUCUUAAUCUUUUGGUUCGAAUGCAGAAGAGUCAACUAGCUUUUCGAGUUUACAUAGAUAUGAUAGAGGCGGGAUUUGGAUUAGGCACUGCAGAACAAGCGACUUUUGAGCUUGUUGUGAGAUUACUUUGCAAGGAUAAAAAGAUUCAAGAGGCCAGAAAUCUCGUUAAGAAGGUUACUACUACAGGUCUAUAUCCUAGUCAGUGCGUUGUUAAUGCAAUAGCUAAUGGGUACUGCGGAAAGAAAGAUUUUGAAGAUUUAUUGAGUUUUUUGAGUGAAAGAAAGUGUGUACCAGAUGCUUCUAUCUGCAAUAAGGUUGUCUAUUCUCUUUGUAGGAAUUUUGGUACGAAAAAGGCUUACAUUUUCAUGCAAGAUCUGGAAUUAUUGGGCUUCAGACCUGAUGAUAUAACGUUUGGGAUUUUAAUAGGUUGGAGUUGCAGGGAAGGGAAACUAAAAGAUGCCUUUAUUUAUUUAUCAGAGCUUUCUUCAAGAUGCCUAAGACCAAAUAUACAUUCUUAUAAUGCUAUUAUAUGUGGGUUGUUUAAGGAGGGUAUGUGGAAACAUGCAAGUGGCAUUCUUGACGAAAUGCUUGACAAAGGGAUUAGGCCCAAUUUAUCAACUUUCAAGAUUCUUCUGGCUGGGUAUUGUAAAGAUAGACUAUUUAAUGAAGCAAAGGUGAUUAGUAGGGAGAUGGUGAAACAGGGUUUGGUUCAACUAACACCAUCAGAGGAUCUACUUCCCAAGGCAUUUAUGCUUUUGGGGCUCAACCCAUUAUCUGUAAAGAUUAAAAGAGAUAACGAUGAGAGACUUUCAAAAGCAGAGUUCUUUGAUUCCCUUGGAAAUGGACUCUAUUUAGAAACAAACCUUGAGGAGUAUGAGAAGACAGUAAGGGGGGUUUUAGAAGAUUCUAUGGUUCAUGACUAUAACCAACUUAUAUUAAAUGAAUGUAGUAAUUGUAAUACAGAAGUUGCACUUAAGCUGAAAGAUGAAAUGAUCCAGGCAGGGCAAGAGCUCUCUUUGUCUGUAUACUCAGCAUUGGUGAAGAGUUUAUUUGUGUCCCGUUUCCAUUUUAAGGCAGGUGUCACUCUUUUGGAGGAAAUGCCAGAACGAGCUGGACAACUAAACCAAGAAACUCUCAAUUGCAUUAUCCGAGCAAUUAGCAAGAAGGGGUUCACAAACAAAGGGGGGAUAAUUUUGGAUGGGAUGAUCCAAAGGUGCCAGCCCAUUGAGAAUGACACCUUUACAGCUCUGAUCAUGGGAUUUUGCAAGGAAAAGAACCUGAGGAAACUUAAUGAAUGUUGGGAGCUUGCGCAGGAAAAUAAUUGGUUGCCCAGAUUUGAGGAUUGUAAGCCCCUAUUGGGUCAUCUAUGCCUACUUGGACAGUUUAGGGAAGCAUUAGAACUUCUUAAAAUCAUUCUGGAAUCCAGUAGUCACUCAAUUUCUGAUAUUUGCAACACAUUUAUUCAAGGGUUUUGUAUCUCAGGUUUUACAAACAUUGGGCACAUUUUGCUGGAAGAGGUUCAAGAGCAGGGAUGGAUCUUGGAUCAGUCAGCUUAUAAUCAUCUUAUAAGAGGAUUCUGUAAGGAGAAAAAAUUUACAGAAGCCUUAGAGCUGCUUGAUACCAUGCUAGGAAACAACAUGUCCCCAAGUCUGGAUGUGUUGGUUCUGGUAGCCCAUCAUCCAUGCAGGUCCUUCAAAUUAGAGAAAAUUAUGGCUCUCAAGGAGAUAAUGUUGAGAGAGCAACCUGCCAUGUAUCUUUCUGUCUACAAGGCUCUAACAAAUUGGCUUUGUGAUAUAGGGGAGGUUGGGGAGGCAGCUAUCCUAUUCCAGGAAAUGUUGGCAAAGGGGGUAGUGCCAGAUGCAGAAUCAUGCAAUGUAAUGGUUCAAGGCUUUUGUAAAAUAAGCAACUUGACCAAAGUGAGGGAGCUUCUGGGUAUGAUGAUAAAAAAGAACUUCAGCCUCUCAAUCUUGAGUUAUCGUAACCUGGUGUGCCUUAUGUGUCUCAAGGGUAGGCUGUUUCAUGCAUUGAACAUCAAAUCACUUAUGUUAAGAGAGAUUAAUUCUACCUCCCUUGUUGUUUAUAACAUUUUGAUACUCCACCUUUUCCGAUCAGGGUACAAUUCGUAUGUGACAACACUUUUAGGUGAAAUGCAGAAGAAGAACCUGCUACUUGAUAAAGUAACUUAUAAUUUUCUUGUGCAUGGCUACUAUAAGUGUAAGGAUGUUCCGAAAUCUGUGCAGACUCUAGAGACUAUGAUUGAUAAGGGUUUAAAACCAAGCAAUCGCAGCUUGACAACUGUGAUUAGGCACUACUGUACUAAUGGGGAACUCAAUAAAGCCUUAGAGUUAAGUAAGGUGAUGCAAAUAAGAGGUUGGGUUCAUGGUUCAGUUAUUCAAAAUUCAAUUGCUGAAGGUCUUCUUUCUCAGGGCAGGCUCCAGGAAGCUGAAAUCUUUUUGGACCAGUUGAGAAAUAAAGGUUUGAUUCCCAACUGUACCAGUUAUGAUGUUCUGAUUAAGCGGUUUUGUGGGCAUGGAAGAAUAAACAAAGCAGUUGAUCUUAUUAAUAUAAUGCUGAAGAAAGGGAAUAUUCCAUGUUUCACCAGUUAUGAUUCUGUCAUACAAGGUCUCUGUAACUACAAAGCACUGGGGCAAGCUCUUGAUUUCCAUUCUGAGAUGUUGAAUAGGAACCUUGAGCCAGGUAUCAGUUCUUGGGAUGCACUUGUUUCUGGACUCUGUGCAGAUGGACAAACAGCAAAAGCAGAAAUGCUCUUGGAUUCCAUGCAUCAGUUGGGUUUGAUUCCAACUCAGAACAUGUACCAUAUUGUGAUCAAUAGGUAUUGUUUGGAAAACCAUCUACAAAAGGCAUCCAAUGUUUUACAUAAGAUGCAACGAAAUGGAUAUGUUCCAGAUUUUGAUACCCAUUGGUUUCUCAUAAGUAACUUAAAUAAUUCCAAUGAUAAGGAUGGCAAUGAAAGAAGGGGUUUUUUGUCAAGGCUUCUUUCUCAGAGUGGUUUUACAUGGAAGAAUGAUUUGAAGGCCAAAAAACUGGGAUAAUCUAGCACCAUAUAUCUGAGCUGGCCUUAAUUUUCUUCUUCAAUAACCAGGCUGACCUCUCUUUGGUAGUUCUCGUUGGUAGACUUUGAGAUUGAAGCUGAUUUCCAGAAUUGAUGCGUCCCUUGACUCAAUGGAGAUGAUGAAUGUCUAAUGUCAAAAUUGAGUCGCAACUGAUGCCUCUUUUGGCUACAAUGAAAGCCGUCAUAAUGAACCCUUGAAGCAAGAGAAUACCUACAUGGUGCUAUUUCCUUCAAGGCUUAAGAUGGUGCUUGAUAACUGCUGAAAUAGGGGAGCUGACAGAACUCUGAAAGGUUCAUGCCAUUCAGCAUUUCAGCAACUUGAGACCUACUUAAUUGCUGAAUGAUGAAGCACAGGCACUGGGGUGUUUUUCUACCCCCAAGAUUUUUGUCAUGUACCAACAUGGUGUUUUUGACCAAUAUAAUUCUAUUGAUGUGGAGGGGUGUUCUGUCGAAUCAAAUGGUGUUUCUUUUCUUACCUGGGAAGUUCUUCAAACUAAGGUUGUGAUCUACUGAUCCUGAUACAAGGGUAUCCUUUGCUAGACAGCGAGUACUACUGUAUGGUGCAUCUUGGAACCUGAUACAAGGGUCCUUUGGGCUGUCUAUUCAUGUUUUUUAGCCUAUACUGAACUGUUGGCCAGAGAAGGUGCUUCGGUAUCAACUAGUGAUAUGUUUUGAAAUUGUUUGACUGUUUGUUUGCGAUAGAAGAUUAAGAGAUAUAUUGUUAAUUUCAGAGAUAUAUUGUUAAUUUCUGAGUCCAACUCUAUUGAGUUCUGAAAUGUGAAGAAUGAAACAGAGAUUCCAGUAGUUGCUGCUAAACUAGAAAAGCAUCCAAUGAUCUCUUAUAGGAGAUCAAGAGAUUUAUUUUAUGUUUUUCCUAUCUAGUAAAUCUAUAGAUGUUUUUAUGCAGCUGUGGGUGUCAGGAAUCUUGGGAAAGAGGUAUUGCAUUCCCUGUAAACUAGUUGUGGAAGUCUAAGCAGAAACUCGGAAGGGUUUGGAGAAUUUUGGGGUAGUGUGCUUCAUGAAUAUGAUAUGGAAAGUGAAUACAUUCAAAGACCUAAAGAAUCAAGAUUGAUGUUCUGAUUUAAAUUGCCAAAGGGGAAUUCAAGUUUCACAAUAUAAGGGUACAUAAGCUAGUUCAAGAUUUCAAAAUCAUGAUGCAAAGAAGAAAUAAUAAUAAGAAAAAAAGCUUUGAAGAAGUUUCUUGAAAUUAUAGGACUACAAUGUUUAUCUUGUGAUGGUUCUUUAUCCACAUUCUCUUAAGACCUCACUAGGAUUUAUUUU
Molecule: messenger RNA, 6172 nt
Organism: Nelumbo nucifera (sacred lotus)
Lineage: Eukaryota; Viridiplantae; Streptophyta; Magnoliopsida; Proteales; Nelumbonaceae
Product: Pentatricopeptide repeat (PPR) superfamily protein
Molecular function (GO): protein binding
Source: RefSeq, a predicted model, not a curated record